UUUCAAAACCCAGCUCUCAUGGCAUUAGAAAGAGGAUCAUGAAAAACCUAUAAAAAAAUGGUUCAUGAAAUUUUAGUUCACUCAUAAAGCUAAAGUCCGCUUGCUCUAGCUAAAAAUGCCCACUGUGAAGAGUAUAUUGUAAUAAUCUUUUUCUAUUGAAAAAUUCUUUUGAACAAAUUGAAUCGCUGUAUAGUGAACUUUGUCGAAGUUUGCGAGAACGUUUUGAAAAAUUAAUCGAACCGGCUAAUGAACUGAUUAGUACGAAUGAAUUUGAUAAAAUUACGGAUUUAAUUUUACAAAUAGCAAAAUGUACACCAAUUCUCAAUAAACAUUUGCAAGGACUAGUCGAAGAAAAAUAUAAAUAUGUUAUUCAAUUACUCUUACAAUAUUUAUCGAAUUUAGUAGAAAAAGCUGAUAUAUUCUUAGUCAAACCGAGAUUAAAUGAAAAUGAAAUCGAUGUUGUUAAAAAUUCAGUUAAAAUAUUAGGGACAGCAAAAGAAAAUGCUACAUUGCAAGAUCGUAUUUCUAUCUAUAUCGAUAUGUUAAGAAAGAAAAACGAGAAAUUAGCCGAAAAUAUCAAAAAUCUUAGUGAGAUUUAUAAUUUAUUGAUUGAAAAAAUCGUGAACUAUUUCAAUCAGAUCAAUGAUCGUAUUACUCAAUUGUUUGAAGUUUAUGGAGAUCGUGCACUCGAAAAUACAGAAUCAUUAAUUAAUGAUAUGGAGGCUAUUCGAACUAUUCCUGAGAUCGAUUCGAAAACAGCAGGAAUCUAUUAUCGUACAGUUGAAUUUGUACGUGGACAUAUGCAUCAAGUUCAACGAGAAGUUCAAGAUUUAUUAGCAUCGAUAGAAUCUCAAUGA
This is a messenger RNA of Didymodactylos carnosus, 857 nucleotides long. Lineage: Eukaryota; Metazoa; Rotifera; Eurotatoria; Philodinida; Philodinidae. The record is from the annotation of a GenBank genome assembly.